Messenger RNA from Nicotiana tabacum (common tobacco), 2286 nucleotides. The record is from RefSeq and is a predicted model, not a curated record. Lineage: Eukaryota; Viridiplantae; Streptophyta; Magnoliopsida; Solanales; Solanaceae.
AUGAACAGGAUAUGUGUGGAUUAUCGAGAUCUUAACAAGGCCAGCACGAAGGAUGAUUUCCUUUUACCAAACAUUCACAUUCUCAUCAACAACUACGCGAAGCAUGAGCUGCAGUCAUUCGUGGAUUAUUUUGCCGUGUACCACCAGAUCUUGAUGCAUGAGGAAGAUGUAGAAAAGACAGCGUUCACUACACCUUGGGGAGUUUACUGCUACAGAGUCAUGCCGUUCAGCAUCAAAAACGCUGGUGCCACCUACAUGAGAGACAUAACAACACGUUUUCACGAAAUGAUUCACAAAGAGAUAGAGGUAUAUGUGAAGGACGUCGUCAUCAAGUCUCAGAAGAGUUCAGAACAUUGGGACGACUUGAAAAAGUUUUUUGAACGCUUGCGGAGGAAAGGGAUAGAACGGGAUACUUCAAAGAUCAAAGCCAUUCAAGAGUUGUCACCACCCAAGAGAAAGAAGGAUGUGAUGAGUUUCCUUGGUAUGCUGAAUUACAUCAGCCGUUUCAUAGCCCAGCCUACAGUAAUUUGUGAACCCAUCUUCAAGCUGUUGAACAAGGAUGUUGGUACAAAAUGGACAGAAGAGUGUCAGAAAGCCUUCAAUAAAAUUAAGGAGUACUUGUCAAAUCCACGAGUGUUGGUUCCUCCUGAGCCUGGGAAGCCACUGAAUAAGCCAAUGCCUACAGGAAAACUAGCCAAAUUGAAGAUUCUUCUCAACGAAUUUUAUAUUAUGUACAUAACGCAAAAGGCCAUCAAAGGACAAGCCUUAGUUGACCACCUUGCAGAGAAUCCAGUGGACAAGGAUUAUGAGUCGCUCACUACGUACUUCCCAGAUGAAGAGUUGUUGUUUGCCGGAGAAGAUAUCGAAGAGUCAUACCCAGGGUGGAGAAUGUUCUUCGACGGAGCAGCAAAUUUCAAAGGAGUAGGAAUUGGGACAGUCCUAAUUUCGCAAUCAGGACAACAUUACCCAGCAUCAGCAAAGAUAAGGUUCCCUUGCGCCAAUAAUAUGGCCGAGUACGAAGCAUGCAUCCAAAGUAUCAGGUUGGCAGUUGACAUGAACAUCAAGGAGCUUUUGGUCAUAUGGGAUUCUGAUCUAUUGAUACAUCAAGUUCAAGGAGAAUGGACUACCAAGAACGUCAAGAUCCUUCCAUACCUGCAUUGCGUAAAAAAGCUAUGCAAGAAAUUCACAAAGAUCGAGUUCAAGCACAUUCCCAGGAUCCAGAAUGAGCUUGUCGAUGCUCUCGCAACCUUAUCAUCCAUGAUUCAACAUCCAGAUAAGAAUUACAUCGACCCCAUCGAGAUAGAGAUUAGGGAUCAACAGGUGUAUUAUUUUUAUGUAGACGGAGAGACAAAUGGUAAGGCAUGGUACUACGACAUCAAAAGGUUACUUGAAUUAAGAGAAUAUCAAGAGAAUGCUACUAAUGGUCAAAAGCGAGUGCACAGAAGGCUGGCAAAUCACGUUUUCCUCAACGGGGAAGUCCUAUUUAGGAGGAGCCUAGAUUUGGGUCUGUUAAGAUGUGUAGAUGCCACCGAAGCAACCAGAUUGCUAGAAGAAAUACAUGCAGGAACAUGUGGACCCCAUAUGAAUGGCUUCACCUUGGCCAAAAAGAUUUUAAGAGCUGGAUACUUUUGGAAGACCAUGAAAAGUGAUAGUAUCUGCUAUGCGCAGAAGUGUUAUCCAUGCCAGAUCCACGGGGAUUUCAUCCUCGUUCUGCCUAAUGAGUUGAAUGUAAUGGGUUCCCCUUGGCCGUUUGCCGCUUGGGGAAUGGACAUGAUUGGACCUAUAGAGCCCGUUGUAUCAAAAGGGCACUGUUAUAUCUUGGUAGUCAUUGAUUACAUUACCAAAUUGGUCGAAGCUUCUACAUAUAAGCCUAUCAUAAAGAAAGUAGUGGCAGAGUUCAUCCGUAACAACAUAGUUUGCCGAUUUGGGAUACCCGAGUCAAUUAUUACUGACAACACAGCCAAUCUCAAUGGUGAUCUCAUAAGGGAAAUUUGCGAGAAGUUCAAAAUUGCCCACCGUAACUCUACAGCCUACAGACCGCAAAUAAAUGGAGCUGUUGAAGCAUCCAACAAAAACAUCAAAAGGAUUCUGCAAAAAAUAGUGGACAAUCAUAGGCAAUGGCACGAGAAAUUAUCCUUCGCCUUACUGGGUUAUCGAACUACCAUGAGGACCUCCACCGGGGAAACUCCAUACAUGUUGGUAUAUGGCACCGAUGUUGUGAUACACGUACACGUCGAGAUACCAUCUUUGAGAAUCAUUCAAGAAGCCAAACUAGACGAUGCAUAA